AAAUUUUAAGAAAAUGUUGGCCUAUAUCUUUGAGACUAUGUUCUCGCUUGUUUAUAAAGUAAGCAUAUAUGGAGGGUUCAUCCUCCUGUUACUGCUGCUUACGCUUUAUUAUUACCAAGACAGGAUGCUUUAUGUGACAAAUAUGCCUUCGCCAGAGAUGAAACUUCCUGAACAGAAUCCAGAAACUUUUAAAUCACCCACUGAACAUGAAAUGGAGUUUGAAGAUGUAUAUGUAACAACGAAGGACCAUAUUAAGUUGCAUGGAUGGUUUAUUAAGACCGAACAAGACCCCAAGAGCAACCCGACAAUAAUAUUCUUCCAUGCUAAUGCAGGAAAUAUUGGGUUUAGACUUCCUAACAUUGUUGGACUUGUAAAGAAAUCUGAAGUCAAUGUGUUGAUCGUUGGAUACAGAGGGUAUGGGCACAGUCAAGGUAAACCCACAGAAGCUGACCUCAAGAUGGACACCCAGUCUGUCUUUGAUUGGGCAUUGGAGCACGAACAGAUUAAUAACGACAAAAUAUAUCUCUUUGGAAGGUCAUUGGGAGGAGCAGUUGCUACAUAUUUAGCCUCUAAAACUCAGGAUAAAAUAAAAGGUCUUAUUUUGGAAAAUACCUUUACAAGUAUCCCAGACAUGGUAGACCAUAUUUUUAAGUACCUCAGUGCUCUCAAAGGACUUAUCUUGAGAAUUGAGUGGAACUCUCUUGAGCUCAUAAAGGAGCUUAAAGUUCCAAUUCUGUUUAUCAGUGGUCAGGCAGAUCAACUUAUUCCUCCAUUCCAAAUGCAGACUUUGUACUCUAAUGCUAAGAAGUCUGUCAAAACAGAAAUGAUGGAAAUAGAGCAUGGGACACAUAAUGAAUCUUGGAUGCAAGCGGGUGAUGUUUACUUCCACAGAAUCAAGGAUUUUUGCCAUGAAAAGUAGUAUGUAG
Moneuplotes crassus is the source of this 926-nucleotide messenger RNA. The record is from the annotation of a GenBank genome assembly. NCBI's taxonomy places the organism in Eukaryota, Ciliophora, Spirotrichea, Euplotida, Euplotidae.